Aspergillus calidoustus is the source of this 471-nucleotide messenger RNA. The record is from the annotation of a GenBank genome assembly. Lineage: Eukaryota; Fungi; Ascomycota; Eurotiomycetes; Eurotiales; Aspergillaceae.
AUGCCUUCAAAGUCGCUCCACACUCGGUGGAAAUCCGUCUCCGGCCCUCUGCCUGUUCGCAGCAGUCAUGUUCCUUCAGGGGCCAAGACUGGUAUCACCCAGGUCGGGCCCGCAAAGGAGCAUCUGGCGCUCGAAGUCGAGAAGCUCUACUGGGAAGGUGUUCGUUAUGAGCUCGAAAACAUCCUCUACACACUAAAGACCUGGCAAAAAGACGAGUUCGCGCUCGUGGGGCUCCCGGAAGACAGUGCCGAGAGUAUUCACGGAUAUGAUACGUUUCUGGACCAGGUCAACGGGCAAGCUCGCGCUUUCGCCAUCCGGUAUCAGGAGGAAAGAAACAGAACGGGAGGCAGUCCGGCAGCAAGGAAUGUUUCCGAGCAGCGGGCAAUUCAAGAUGCCAUCACCGACACGAUCGCCGAGCAAACUGCGGCCAAGAUGAAGGCUGAAGUGAGAAGGAACCUGUCUUGUAUGUAG